This is a messenger RNA of Asterias rubens (European starfish), 831 nucleotides long. RefSeq lists its product as uncharacterized. The transcript has 7 exons. Gene Ontology annotation, molecular function: kinetochore binding. Gene Ontology annotation, cellular component: nucleus; kinetochore. Lineage: Eukaryota; Metazoa; Echinodermata; Asteroidea; Forcipulatida; Asteriidae. Bases 46 to 831 code for a protein of 261 amino acids. Gene Ontology annotation, biological process: mitotic spindle organization; chromosome segregation; kinetochore assembly. The record is from RefSeq and is a predicted model, not a curated record.
UUCUCAGCAGUUGAUCGGACCGCGCCGCCGGUGGGAAAAGUGAUCAUGGCAGACACCACCCACAAUGAAGUUUUUGAUCGACUGAGUCAGAGUUUCAAGGAGAGUAAUUUGAGUCAGACGACCUCGUCGGCGAGUCUGUCACUGCUAAACACGACACCAUCCGUUGUCAGCCAACCUGCAGGCAAGCCUGAUGAGAAACUACAACAAUACAUUGGUUACAAGGAGUGGCUGGACACAGUAAAGCGUGAUUAUGAAUCUGCUCUGGAAGCCAGGAGAAUCUCCAACACAUCAGAAGAUCAAGAUCAACUUAAAGAAAGGAUUCUGAGACUUCAACAACAACUAUUGCAAGAAUCCACAAACCACUCUCUGAAGGAACUUGCGGUCAAAAGAUUGCAGCUAAGUGAUACCCUGCUGCAGACCCUCUUCCCCGCUUCUAGCAACCAGGCAUCCCUCGAGCAAAGAGACAAGUUCAACGACUCCACCUCAAAGCAGAUUGAACUGGUGACAGAGGUCAUAGGUCAUCAGAAGGUCUGCCAGCGUGUGCAAGAGGAACUGGAUGCAGUGAGGAAAGAAUGUCUAGAACACAAGAAGAAGAAUCGGGAGGUGAUGAUGGAACUGCUUCAGAUAAAUGAGCAAAAGGAGAAACAAGCCAGUAACUAUGACGACGAUAAACAACAGCAGGCUGAAGAAGAGAUCAACAGAAUCCUGUCCCACAUCACGAUCGGUCGUAACAUUCUUCAGGGUCUUGUUGUUGGGAGCGGAGUCAACUGGGCGGAGGAUAAGGAUCUUAAAGAAGUCAUGCUCGGACUCGGUAAACCUGUCCAACUCUAG